UAAUCGGAAUUAACUCUAACUUGAAUCUUCACUUGCACAACCAUAACAAGUUAACACAAAGGUCCAUCGAGUAGCCUUGUAACACUAGAAUUCUACACUACACUCCAAUAACAAAGUUCUAUAUUCAUCAUAAUUUUCCCUCUUAUAAUCCAAUUUUCAUAAAUCCCAUUUUAAUUUUCAUUAUUUAUGAUCUAUUCCUCUCUUCUUUUUCUCAUUUAUUCAAACAAAAUUCAAUGGAUCUUCAUGAGUGGGAUCUUCUUUCUGAUGAAUCCUUUCUUGAAUUCCUCCCUUCUAAAUCUGUUUCAAAUACUACUACUAUAAUUGACAUUAAUUAUUUCCAGAAAUUUUCUGAAUCUGAAAAGAAGAACAAUUCAAGGGUAAUUACUGUUCCGAUUCAUGAAUUUGAACACUUAGAUGAAACAAUUGGGGAAAUCCCAGAAGAGGUUAUAAAAUUCCCCAUUGAAACUAUAAACCCUAAUGAUCAACAGAACAAAGAAAUCGAUCAUCAAGAAACAGUUUCCCAAGUUUUUUUCAAGAAAUUGAAGGAAAAUGAAUUUGUCGACAUGAAAAUGGACUCACCCAAGUCAUUAAAUAAGGGAAUUACGCCUCAAAUCGAUGUGGGUAAUUAUCAAUUUGAAGAGUUUGAGAAGAAGGAACUAGAAGAGAAAUCAUCAAUCGUUGAUAAGGAUGAGAAGAUCAUAAGUAUGGAUGAAGUUUCUGGUAAUUGGGAUGAUGAAAAUAAUGAAGAUUUGAAUAUUUGGAAAUGGGCAAUGACUGGAAUGGGUGCUCUUUUCUCUUUUGGUUUUGCUGUUGCUACUGUUUCUCUUGUUGUUUUAGGUAAUCGUCAUAAGAAAAGCACAAAGAAGCAAGAAAGUCAUUUCCAAAUUUUCUCCCAUGAUAAGAGGAUGAAGCAAGCAAUGGAGCGUGCUAAAAAGCUUAAUGACGCGAUUACAGUAAUGAGAGGUGCUCCUGUAAGUAGAGCUCACAUAACCAUUGGUGGUUACUAUGAAGGUCUUUGAAUCAACUUCAUAUGCUCUUUGCUUUCUCGAAUCGGACUGUAAAUAUUUUACUUGUAUAAUUUGCUGGUGAUUUUUCGAGCUUCCUUGAACGGUGAUAUUUUACAUGAAAGACUUUCGGGUUUGUAUGAUAUUAUAUUGAAUUAGAUUUGUAUCCUUUUGAAUUCGCAUUUCUAGAUUAAGCCGAUUUUAUACAAGUAGAAUUAAGACCUCGGCAUUAUUGUUGUAUUAUGAAUCAGUUUGUGUAAGGCAAAAUUAUAGGAAACUGCAGGGAAUCUAAAGGACCUUAAUAAAUAAAUUAAAGUGAAAAUAAAUAAAUUUGUGCUUAUAAUAU
This is a messenger RNA of Amaranthus tricolor (Joseph's coat), 1350 nucleotides long. RefSeq lists its product as uncharacterized. The record is from RefSeq and is a predicted model, not a curated record. Bases 234 to 1019 code for a protein of 261 amino acids. NCBI's taxonomy places the organism in Eukaryota, Viridiplantae, Streptophyta, Magnoliopsida, Caryophyllales, Amaranthaceae. The transcript has 2 exons.